GUGGACUCCAAAACCUUUACCGCUCUAUUCUUCUCUCUCAUAUAUUCACUCUUCUCUCUUUUUCAAAGGAGAGAGUUAGAAAAAUGGAGUUCUCCAAGUCCUAUGCUCUUCUUCUCAUUUGCAUGCUCUUUGUAUCCUCAGUCACUCCCAUUCUAGGCUGUGGAUCUUGUGGAAAGCCCUCUCCAAAGUAUAGAAAACCCAAGUCCAAAUCAUCUCCACCCAAGAGCCCCAUUACUUUGCCACCAAUUGUGAAGCCCCCUAUUAAGGUACCCCCGGUCACUCUACCACCGCUUGUCAAGCCUCCCAUUAAGGUGCCCCCGGUGACCGUUCCCCCGGUCACUCUACCACCGGUUGUCAAGCCCCCCAUUAAGGUGCCCCCGGUGACCGUUCCCCCGGUCACUCUACCACCGGUUGUCAACCCCCCGGUGACUGUUCCCCCAGUUACCGUCCCUCCUGUUACUGUCCCUCCGGUUGUCGGUCUUCCCCCAAUUGGUCUCCCGCCAAUCGUAUCAAAUCCACCAUCCGGCUCUAGCCCAGCAAAGCCAUGCCCACCACCACCAGCGUCCAAGGAAACUUGCCCGAUUGACACAUUGAAGCUUGGUGCUUGUGUGGACCUUCUUGGUGGGCUUGUACACAUUGGACUCGGCGACCCGGUGGUCAACAAGUGUUGCCCAAUCCUUCAAGGGCUUGUUGAGGUUGAAGCUGCGGUUUGCCUCUGCACCACUCUCAAAAUCAAGGCUCUCAACCUCAACAUCUAUGUCCCACUUGCUCUUCAGCUUCUUGUCACUUGUGGAAAGACACCUCCUCCUGGCUACACCUGCUCUCUGUAGACUUAGAAUAUUUAUUGACAAUGGGAUUCCAGGUUUGAAAGUUUGAUUGGUUGUAGGACAGAUUCGUCGUGAGAGGAUGUCGAGCUGCCCUUCUCUUUCCUCUCUCUCUCUCUCUCUCUCUCUCUCUCUUUGAUUGGUGUUAGGACAGAUUCGUCGUGAGAGGAUGUCGAGCUGCCCUUCUCUUUCCUCUCUCUCUCUCUCUCUCUCUCUCUUUGAUUGGUGUUAGGACAGAUUCGUCAUGAGAGGAUGUCGAGCUGCCCUUCUCUUUCCUCUCUCUCUCUCUCUCUAAAACGUGUCUUUUUCUUUUUAAUUAUUUGUUCUUUGGUACUAUACCAUAAUGCUUGGCCAAGAUCUUUGUGUACGGUACCAAUAUUUUCUCUUUAAUUUAUGAGACUAUUUGUAAGUGUGUCUUUUCUUCGACAAGGAUUCAAUCAAAGAUGAUUAUUUCUGUCUC
Molecule: messenger RNA, 1284 nt
Organism: Morus notabilis
Lineage: Eukaryota; Viridiplantae; Streptophyta; Magnoliopsida; Rosales; Moraceae
Product: 36.4 kDa proline-rich protein
Exons: 2
Coding region: 84-830 (248 amino acids)
Source: RefSeq, a predicted model, not a curated record